GCGCCGGCGGUACAGUAGAUUAGAACGCUGCAUGCACCAUUUGCCCGCCAGUUCGCAAGUAAUAAACAAAUAGAAUUACCAUAGUUAUCAUGUGUAAUACAGAAAAAAUUAUUGAAAACGUGCGUGAGCAACCAAUUUUAUAUGAUUUAUCUCAUAGUGAAUAUAAGAAUACAAAAAAGAAAGACAAAAUAUGGGACGAAAUUGCAAUGUCUGUUGGUGAAAUGACUGGAGAUGAACUGAAAAAGAAGUGGAAGAACCUACGGGAUUCUUAUGCUAAAUUUUUGAGAACUGAAAAAACAAAAUCUGGACAGGAAAUGAAAAAUUUAGAUCGAUAUAAAACCUGGCCGUGGGCUCAACAAAUGGAAUUUUUACGAAAGUCUUUGUCAUUUGCCAAGACACACACAAACAAAAACAUAUUACCGGUAAGCCAAUCAGCCGAAUCAUCCCAGCUAAGAGAAGACACAAAUCACGACCAAUUGAACAAUCAUGAACCGGUUGAACAGGUAACGGUUGCUGAGAAUAUUCCUGCAAUUAUGGGUGAUACUGAAGAAAACCAAUUAAAAAAGCGACAGGUGUAUUGCGAAGUAAAACAACCAGAGAAAAAGAAGAAAACAAUGGUUAAUUCCCAAGGAUCAGCUGUUGAGCAGGUAAUUUGUUGCCUGCAUCAAAAUAGAGAAAACUUAGCAGCUGAUGAUAUUGACGACAUAUUUAAAGGAUAUGCAAAAACUGUCAAAAAAUUUUCAAAAAAACGACAAGCAAUUGUAAAAUUUAAGAUGUCGCAAUUAAUAAUGGAAAAUGAGUUGGCGCAGCUUGAAGAAGAGGAGCAGCAUGCUCUCAAUGCAAAUACUUCAACAUCUUUGACAUUAGCGUAACUAGCAAUUUAUCCUGGGGUGAGCCUGGGAGGGGGGCCUGGGGUUGAGCACAGG
Sitophilus oryzae (rice weevil) is the source of this 926-nucleotide messenger RNA. RefSeq lists its product as uncharacterized. The record is from RefSeq and is a predicted model, not a curated record. Gene Ontology annotation, biological process: regulation of transcription by RNA polymerase II. Lineage: Eukaryota; Metazoa; Arthropoda; Insecta; Coleoptera; Curculionidae. Gene Ontology annotation, cellular component: transcription regulator complex; nucleus. The transcript is spliced from 2 exons. Bases 90 to 872 code for a protein of 260 amino acids.